Pseudozyma hubeiensis SY62 is the source of this 1374-nucleotide messenger RNA. RefSeq lists its product as hypothetical. Bases 1 to 1374 code for a protein of 457 amino acids. Lineage: Eukaryota; Fungi; Basidiomycota; Ustilaginomycetes; Ustilaginales; Ustilaginaceae. The record is from RefSeq and is a predicted model, not a curated record. The transcript has a single exon.
AUGUCCGCCAUCCCCAUGUCAGUGACGGCCAUUGCGGCUUUCCCAACACGUCUGCCGCCGCCACCGUCCUAUUCGAAUUCGUCUUCGGGCCAUUCCUUUUUCGGACCACCCGACGAUCUGGUUGUCAUCUCUGCUCGACGCGUCAACUCAAUCCUGCCGCCGCUUAUCACAGCAUCCAUGGCACUCGGCUUGGUCGUUUCGGACUGGUCGAUCCAUCUGCCGUGGGAAUGGAAGCUUCUCUCCAGGCGUAAGAAGUGGAAGCUCUCGCACAUCGCCUACUUUGCGUCACGCAUCGGCGGACUUGGCUACGCCAUUACCGCGAUGCUUCAUUCGGUCGUCGGAAACGUAGCGGGAGGACCGAUGGAGCUGGGCGCAGCCAGAUGGGAUUACGCCAACUUUGCCUGCCAAGCCGAUCGCCGAGCCAGCAUCUUCUUCUCGCUCCUUUCGAUCGGUGGCAGCAGCGGCAUCCUCCUGCUUCGCUGCCUUGCGCUGUAUCGGUUCCACAUCGUCGCCGUCAUCUCGCUCGGACUGUUGUGGCUCGCAACGCCUGCAUUCCUCAUGGUCAAUAUCUUUGUGCUUAGCAGCCAGAGCAGACGUAACGGCAUCAGCGCUUGCGAUCCUUCUCCACCGCGAAAGUUGGGUGGCAAUCCGAUCAUCUACAUGAUGCCAUGGUUCGUCCUGCCCAUCUUCGACUCGACCAUCCUAGCGUUGUCGCUCUACGGCCUUCGACGCGCUUCGCACCGACGACGCAGCUCGCCGCUGGAGCGCAUGUUUCGUAAGGACAACAUCUUUUACUACUUCAUCGUCUUUCUCUGCGUCAUCCCGAUUCCCAUCUGGUACGUGUGUCAGCAGCGCGAUGGUCGCAUGAUGCCGUAUCUCAAUCUCUACAUCGGACUGUCGAGUAUCCUGUCAUGCCGGAUGUUCAUUAACUUGUGGAAGGCGAUUGGAAGAGAAUUGGCGUUGGCACACACAUUCAGCAGCAAUGUGCAUGACCAGUACCGCAUCGACUCGGCGAGUAUGGAGCAGGCCACAGCGGGGCUCGUCGCGUCGCAGGUCAGUCUGCCCACGUCAGCGACGAGCCCACGGCCUUCCGACUCAUCUCCGACCGAUCGCAGCACGGAUGGUACUCCACCAACAAUAUGCGAAAAGGCGCUACCGUCGCCUUCCUCCAUCGACCUCAGGACUACCUCGGUCGAUUCGGACGCUGUCUCGAUAACGCAGAGUCUCAACGAGACGCGGCUUCGCAGAAUCGUUCCGGACUGGACCGAUGUUGAUCCCGACCUCGCUUUCAGUCUGAAUGGUGACUUUUACGGCGAUGUCAACUCGAUUUCGUAUGAUUACCAAUCGAGACAGAUGCACUCGACACCUUAUUGA